This is a messenger RNA of Ctenocephalides felis (cat flea), 1323 nucleotides long. Its product is annotated as peptidylglycine alpha-hydroxylating monooxygenase-like. Gene Ontology annotation, cellular component: membrane; extracellular region. The record is from RefSeq and is a predicted model, not a curated record. Gene Ontology annotation, molecular function: oxidoreductase activity, acting on paired donors, with incorporation or reduction of molecular oxygen, reduced ascorbate as one donor, and incorporation of one atom of oxygen; copper ion binding. NCBI's taxonomy places the organism in Eukaryota, Metazoa, Arthropoda, Insecta, Siphonaptera, Pulicidae. The transcript has 3 exons. Gene Ontology annotation, biological process: peptide metabolic process. Bases 316 to 1257 code for a protein of 313 amino acids.
CAGUUGCAGACCUAUUAUUUCGAUAACAUUCUCUCAGUGGUUUGUGGAGAAAGUAAACAAUAUUAUGAGCCAAAAGACACUAUUGCCACAAUCAUUGUCUUUUGCUGUGGCUCGCGGAUGUUCAUGCAUUUUCGUUGAUUUGGGCUCAAUGAAUUUAUAUUGGAAUCUGAUACUGUCCAAUCUGCUGUGUACUCAGUUGUAGGUGAAGAUGUAGCUGUUACGUGAAAAUUUUGACUUGGGUUCAGGAUUUCAUAAGCUAUUGUUUAUCUUACGUUCUUGCAAUGUGUAAUUUCAUAUACAAUCCAAAGAUAUUCCAUGCUAAUGCCCGAUGUGAAGCCAAACAGGCCAGAAUUAUAUUUAUGUACACCAGUAAAAGUUGAUUAUACAAAACCCUACUAUAUUGUCGGCUUUGAACCGAAAGCAACAAUGAACACAGCCCAUCAUAUGUUGCUUUAUGGUUGCGAGAAACCAGGCUCUGAUAGACCAGUCUGGAAUUGCGGCGAAAUGGCACAAAACGAAAAUUCUGUUGAAGAAACUGCAAGUCCUUGUAGUGAAGGCUCUCAAAUAAUUUAUGCUUGGGCAAUGGAUGCUCCAAAAUUAGAGUUACCGCAAGAUGUUGGAUUUAAAGUAGGUAAAAACUCAACAAUCAAAUAUUUGGUUUUACAGGUUCAUUAUGCACAUAUAGAUAAAUUUAAAGACGGCAGCACUGAUGAUUCAGGAAUUUUCUUACAUUACACAUCUAAGCCUAUGACUAAAUUAGCCGGAGUUUUAUUGCUGGGAACAGGGGGUGCCAUAGGCCCCAUGACCACUGAACAUUUUGAGACGAUAUGUACUAUUAAUGAAGAUAAAAUCAUUCAUCCAUUUGCUUAUAGAACACACACACAUAGCUUGGGCAAAGUAGUAUCUGGUUACAAAGUUAGAACAAAUGAAAGUGGUUUGGAUGAGUGGACAGAGCUAGGUAAAAGAAAUCCAUUGACUCCACAGAUGUUUUAUCCAGUUUUUAACAAUGAAACAAUUAAUCGAGGCGAUAAGUUAGCUGCAAGAUGCACUAUGACGAGUCUCCGGACUACGUGGACUCAUGUCGGAAGUACAAAUGCAGAUGAAAUGUGCAAUUUUUACUUAAUGUACUGGUCAGAGAAUGAUGAACCUCUGGAUAUGAAAUAUUGUUUUACUGCAGGGCCACCGUACUUUUAUUGGUCCCGAUCUCAAUCAGGUUUGAAUAACAUUCCUGAUGUUAAAGCUAGUUUACUUUCAUAAAUGUGAGUUUUUACUUUUAUAUUUUUAACCAGUUAACUGAACACCAGUUUAUGCAAAAAGUAACAU